Molecule: messenger RNA, 1226 nt
Organism: Pseudocercospora fijiensis CIRAD86
Lineage: Eukaryota; Fungi; Ascomycota; Dothideomycetes; Mycosphaerellales; Mycosphaerellaceae
Exons: 3
Coding region: 31-1122 (363 amino acids)
Biological process (GO): post-translational protein targeting to endoplasmic reticulum membrane
Cellular component (GO): membrane; TRC complex
Molecular function (GO): protein binding; molecular adaptor activity
Source: RefSeq, a predicted model, not a curated record
GUACCUCACACGAAUCUCAAGGCAGCCAAAAUGGCUACAGACUCCCGCAAGCGCCUCGCACUUGCGAUUGUCGAUUUCCUGCAGAGUUCCCUCAAAGAUGGCACUCUGCAACCCGAAGACUCCGACUCGAUCGAGAUUGCAACCAACUGUAUAGCAGAAUGCUUCCACGUCGACCCGAACGAUGAAGCGGCGGUCAAGGAUGCGCUCGGCGGCCAGAAUUUACUAUCCAUCUAUGGCGUUUACGAAAAGCUGAAGGGGAAGAGCACACCAGCUGCUGCAGCCAGUGGUGCAGCAGCUGGAGCAUCAGCAGCGACCUCGGCAACUCCAACUCCUUCCGGCCAGCCUACAGAGGAGAGUGAGAAGCUCAAGGGCGCUGGCAAUGCUGCGAUGCAAAAGAAGGACUACCAGAGCGCCGUGGACAACUACACCAAAGCGCUUGAGAUCUGCCCUCUCAACCCGAUUUAUCUCUCCAACCGUGCAGCAGCUUACAGCGCCAUGAACCAGCACGAGUUUGCUAAGAAUGAUGCUGAACUGGCAACCGCUACAGAUCCGAAGUACACCAAGGCUUGGUCGCGAUUGGGAUUGGCCCGGUUUGCGCUGGGCGAUGCCAAGGGGGCGAUGGAGGCUUACAAGCAGGGAAUCGAUGCCGAAGGAAGCGGAGGCAGCGACGCCAUGAAGAAGGGCUACGAAACUGCCAAGAGGAGAGUGGAAGAGCUCGAAGGCGCCGAGGCAGCAGAGCAAGCUGAAGAAGAGACCGAGCGAGGUGCAGGCGCAGGUGGAAUGCCCGAUCUUGGUGGACUCGCGAGUAUGCUCGGUGGUGGAGGUGGUGGCAUGCCAGAUCUCGGAUCUCUCAUGCAGAAUCCAAUGAUGCGGCAGAUGGCGCAGAAUCUGAUGUCCAAUCCAGAGGCCAUGAGCAAUUUGAUGAACAAUCCGGCGCUGAGAAACAUGGCAAGUCAGUUUGGCGGCGGUCGAGGUGGUGCUGGAGGCGAGGGCGGCAGCGGUGGUGGUGGGGGUGGUGGUGGAAUGCCAGACCUCAGCGCUCUGAUGAAUGACCCCAACAUUGCCAACAUGGCCAGGCAAUUCAUGGGCGGCGCCGGACGUGGAGCUGGCAACAAUCAGUAAACGAUUAACAGCUAUGCCCUUUCCUUUUCCAUCACAUGGAUUUGUUCAGAGCUUGAUACCCUUGCGUCGACAUUAUAGACUCAAAUGGAAAAGACGAUUGAACG